AAGCGCCAGUGGUGACCGCACUUUAGAUUCCUUUUCAGUGUCUAGUUCAUGAUAACUGGUUAAUGGUACAGUAUGUUGUCAGAGCUGGAGUGCGGAAUAUGUUAUCAGCUUUACAAUGUUGGCCGGCGUUGUCCUCGGCGUCUGAGGUGUCAACACAGCUUUUGCGAAAGCUGCCUACUGACGCUCGCGCACCACACGGAAGACUCUGACACCGGGCCCAGGAUAGUCUGUCCGUUUUGCCGAGGCGCCACAAAUUUGACAGAGGCGAGACUGAGCGAUAACUUCCCAGUGGAAGAAGAGAUUCUAGGACGACUUUUGACAGCAGGAGCCCUUGAGGAAAAAUCGUGCGACGAUGAGACUGGGGAGGGGCAAAAGACAGAGACAUCUAGUCCAUGUGAAAGUGGUGGUUUACCGAGGUCUAAGAAGGGACGCUUGUGGAAAAGCAUGAAGAGUCUGUACACGAAAGUUACAGGACGGAGUCGGGAAAGUUGUAUUACUCAUACGGAAAUGCGAGAUCUGGCACUGAUGUCUUGCUAUAUGAUGUAGCCUAAAGGAAGGAACGAACCCUUAAGUUGUCCGUCACGUCGAAGUUUUGGAUUGGCUCCACUGCUGAAAUGGAUCAUAUCAAAGCACAACGUGAAGCUUCUAGUUACAAGUUUCAUAACGGACUACACAUCCCAAAGG
Electrophorus electricus (electric eel) is the source of this 684-nucleotide messenger RNA. Its product is annotated as RING finger protein 227. The record is from RefSeq and is a predicted model, not a curated record. Lineage: Eukaryota; Metazoa; Chordata; Actinopteri; Gymnotiformes; Gymnotidae.